AUGGCAGAUAUGGAAGAUUUACCAGAUCGGUUUUACACAAUAAAAGUUGAUUUAGUGGGAACUUGUUUCAAACCAAUAACAAAUGAUAAAAAAUCACGAUUCCAAGAUAGUUUCCUUUUAAUUUCAGGAUGGAAUUCUGCUGCCAAUAUUGACCAUACGGGAGAUACGUACAAAUGUCUUCAUUCUGGCAAUCAACGCACAGAGAAAUCUGGUCAGACGGAAGAGGAGACCACCCAGGAAGCAAACCAUAGUGAUGAUAGCCUCCCUGUGACCCAGGGUGAGGAUGAGCACAAGGAACAGCCUACAGAGGUAGAACAACUUGACGAUGCAGAAGAGAUAGAGAGGACAGAACCAACAGUCCAUAGAGAAGACGAGAUAGAGACAACAGUCCGUAGAGAAGACAGGAUAGAACCAACAACACGUAGAGAAGAAAAUGAGCCACGCAAAGAGAAGAUCAAAUGGCCAACGAAUGCAGACAAAGCAGCUUGGAGAGCUCUUGACGAAGAUUUGGAAAACAUCUUAGAGGCAACAUUAGCAGGAAAGGACAGAUUUGGAGUGGUACCACAAGGGAAACAACCAGCAAAACAAGGCCAUAGUAACCGGAGACUGAAGAAGAACAAGGAAUUGAGAGGAGACUUGAGAAGGUUAAAGAAGAGGUACAAAGUCGCCAAUGAGAACGAAAGGUUACCAUUACAGCAGUUUAGAAAGGAAACUAGGGAGAAACUUAAGACACUUACAAGAGCAGAAACUCACAGAAGAGAUAGAAAGAAAAAGGCAAAGGAGAGAGCAACAUUUACAGCAAACCCAUUUCAGUAUAUGAAGCGAUUAUUUGGAGCGAGAGGAUCUGUUAAACUGGAAAACUCGAGGGAAGAAGUGGAAGAAUAUCUCAGUAAGACCCACGGUGAUGAGAGACGAGGAGAAGACCUGGAAGAAUGUGAGAAAUUGUUAACACCAGAGGAGCCAAAAGAACAGUUUGAUGAGUCAGACCUGAAGUUUUAA
Molecule: messenger RNA, 999 nt
Organism: Mytilus trossulus (common blue mussel)
Lineage: Eukaryota; Metazoa; Mollusca; Bivalvia; Mytilida; Mytilidae
Exons: 3
Coding region: 1-999 (332 amino acids)
Source: RefSeq, a predicted model, not a curated record